Molecule: messenger RNA, 2305 nt
Organism: Elaeis guineensis (African oil palm)
Lineage: Eukaryota; Viridiplantae; Streptophyta; Magnoliopsida; Arecales; Arecaceae
Product: glutathione reductase, cytosolic-like
Biological process (GO): cellular response to oxidative stress; glutathione metabolic process; cell redox homeostasis
Cellular component (GO): cytosol; mitochondrion
Molecular function (GO): flavin adenine dinucleotide binding; NADP binding; glutathione-disulfide reductase (NADPH) activity
Source: RefSeq, a predicted model, not a curated record
UUAAUGAUCGUUUUUUGGGGUGUUUAGUAUCUGCAUGCGAAAUGUUUGGAUGGUUGCAAGGGGUGGGUAGUAUACCAAACUAACGGCAAGGUUGCCACGAGCUGACAGGUAUCAGCCAUCGAGGAACCACGAGAUCUUGGCUUGUCAUAUCUGAGAUGGAGGCCAGAAAGAUGUAAAAGAACUGAGUUGUUCCACGAAUCAAAACAUGAGCCAAGAUAGUAAAAACGGGGAUAACUAUCAUUUUCAGAUAUUAAUUAUAUUUUUAAUAAUUUAAAAGCCCAUCUAAGACGGUAAUAGAGGGAGAAAAAUCUUGGCUAAUAUAAAAUAUUUUGAUAUCUUAUCAACCGACAUUCUGGGGCAUAUAAGUUUGUAAAGGAUGUUUUAUAGAUACCGUAACAUCGAGUGCAUGAUAUUGAUACAAAUUGAUGUCUCGUCUAAGAAGAAAACCUUGGUUGGUUUACCCUGAUAUGUGAAGCUGAUUGGGUUUAAUGCUUCGGUAAGCACAUUACUGUUUCUCAUUUUAGGACUUGCCUGGUAAAUGUUCUCUGGCAUUGGUGGAAUCUUUGACUUUACCAGUUAGAUAAUUAAUUUUGUAUGCACAUCCACUAGCUUCUAGAUCUUGUGUUGCAUGGCUUGUCUAGAAUUCAUGGUGCUUUGCAAUUCUGACAUCUUCAUAGAUUUCAAUGUUUUUCUUCUUUCUUACAAUAUUUCUUAUUCUUUUUCUAAAUAAAAUCUGAGUUCUCAGCAAUGAACUUUGGGACUGAUCAACUAUAAUAUGUGAUGCAGGUGGCAAUUUGUGGGCUUCCAUUCCAUCCAAUCAGCUCGGAAGUCAUUGGAGGAGUAGGUGGAACGUGUGUUAUACGUGGCUGUGUUCCUAAAAAGAUAUUGGUCUAUGCGGCCUCAUUUCGAGGUGAAUUUGAGGAUGCAAGAAAUUUUGGAUGGGAACUUAAUGAGCAAAUUGACUUCAACUGGAAAAAGCUUUUGCACAACAAGACUCAGGAAAUAAUUAGGUUAAAUGGUGUAUACAAGAGAUUAUUGUCCAGUGCUGGUGUCACAAUGCUUGAAGGGGAGGGCAAGAUAAUUGGUGCUCAUGCAGUAGAAGUGACAAAACCUGAUGGUUCAAAGCAGCAGUAUUUGGCAAGACAUAUCUUGAUUGCAACUGGUGGUCCGGCUCAGCGUGUAAAUAUUCCAGGAAAGGAGUUGGCAAUCACUUCUGAUGAGGCCUUGAGCUUGGAUGAACUACCCAAGCGAGCAGUGAUACUUGGUGGAGGAUACAUUGCUGUUGAAUUUGCAUCAAUAUGGCGAGGGAUGGGUGUUAUAGUGGAUUUAUUUUACCGAAAGGAACCUCCAUUAAGAGGUUUUGAUGAUGAAAUGAGGGCUGUUGUUGCAAGAAACCUUGAAGGCAGGGGAAUUAAAUUACACCCUGGGACAAAUUUGUCUGAGUUGAGUAAAACAGAAGAUGGCAUAAGAGUUCUGACUGACCAUGGAGAUGGAAUUAUGGCUGAUGUUGUUUUAUUUGCAACAGGUAGGAGUCCAAACGCAAAGAGGUUGAACUUGGAGGCUGUUGGUGUUGAGGUUGAUAAAACUGGAGCUAUAAAGGUUGAUGAGUAUUCUCGCUCUGUUCCCAGCAUAUGGGCUGUUGGUGAUGUUACAAACCGUAUGAACCUCACUUCUGUAGCAUUAAUGGAAGGAACUUGCUUUGCUAAAACUGCAUUUGGUGGACAGCCGACCAAACCUGAUUACAAUUUUGUACCUUGUGCUGUGUUCUGCAUACCUCCACUCUCUGCGGUAGGCCUCAGCGAACAGCAGGCUAUAGAGCAAACCAAGAGUGAUGUUCUGGUUUAUACAUCAAUGUUCAAUCCAAUGAAGAACACGAUCUCUGGAAGGCAAGAGCAAACAGUUAUGAAGCUGGUUGUUGAUUCGGAGACCGAUAAAGUACUGGGUGCAUCCAUGUGUGGUCCAGAUGCACCUGAGAUUAUGCAGGGUAUUGCUGUUGCACCCAAGUGUGGAGCCACUAAAUCACAAUUCGACAGCACAGUGGGAAUCCACCCCUCAGCUGCUGAAGAACUUGUAACAAUGAGGUCUCUGACAAGGCGUGUUGCUGCUGGAGGUAAACCAAAGGCGAACUUGUAAGGGUGAAUUUUCACCUCCAGAAGAGUUACACCUUCUAUUUUACUUGUCAUACAAAAACAACUUUACCUGCGGUCUGUUUUUUAGACCCCAUUUUUGCUGAUCCUGCCAGUUUCAUUUUGAGAUAUAUUUGUCAAGAAGUUUAAGGUCAUGCAUUACAAAGUUGCAGGAUUAA